AUGAGCAUAUCUAAGCUGCUCAUUCCCAGUAAGUUUUGUAUAAUCGUCCCCCCCUUUUGGCCAAAAUAACGCGCCUUCCUUGGAUGUGUUUCCUUUUCUAUGUUUAUCUUUUUUUCACUUUUUUGUUCAUAGCCGACUCGCACAGCCGGGCUGAGAGCUGGAAAAAGAAUCGACGGCAUCUGGUAAGUCGCUGUUCUGUCUGUCAGCUUACUCCCCCUGUCUGUGUCAGUCAUUCUAUUAGCUCCGGUAAUGAAUAACAAGCACCACCCUGACGAUUUUUGCACCCGUCGCUUCUCAACUUCAACAGUGCGACGAACAAGUUAAGAAUUUUCUGCGUUUUGCUGUCUUUGUCGUCUGCUUUUGGAUAUCUUCAGAGUCGAAAUAGCCUCGAGCGUGAAAUUAUGAAUUGGAAUCCUUCUGUCGCUUUCCUUCAUGUAACAAAAAUCCUAUUAAGUGAUACUGUGAAUAUGAGGCAACAAAACUGGGGACCAUUUUUCGAUCGUUGGUCGUUUUACUUUUUACGUGUCCACAAUCUAUACGAUACGUAGAACAGUUUUUUAUAGUAUACAACAACGUUCAUGUGUGCUCGAUAGAUUAAAGCUCCCCCAGGUUGGCGGCACCAAUUGGCUGUUUCACUCUCUUUCUCUGUCUACCUUUGCUAUAAUCUGUUUGGUCGCUUUUACGUCUAGUAGCUGAUCGCCUAUUCGUAAUCCCUACCACGAAGUUAAAAGCUGUCUGGUUUUUGGAAAGCAGGCAGAUCAGAGUGCGCCUAUUCUUUCGCAAUGAAUACCCGACAGAGCUUGGAUGGUAGCGAGGCUCUGAUUAACUUCGGCAUGCGGCUGGUGCCUAAACUCUUCCAAAGAGCGCUGAGAUAAUAUCAGGUGGAGAUGGCUCAAUAGUCUACCGCUUUACGUUCCCAGCCUGUAUACCCUAAUGACUGGGUUGUUUAUUCGCAUAGGAAGGUAAUGCUCUGCAAAGUACUAUGCACCAGUUGUGGCGAAACCAGCAUGUUUGUCUAAGCCUGUUUACAGGAACGCCAAAUAGUCAUAAUAAGAAGAGACCAUGUAUCUCAAGUUUCCAUGCACAAACUCGACAUAUACAUGCUUGGCAAAGACCCCACUCCAUUGACCCUUGCCCAACAAGGAGAAGACGCAAAUUCCUGGAGAUAAUGAACCCAAAUGAGACAUGCAUCAUGGAUACAUGGAGUCGAACUAAAUCGAUCUUGACUGGAUGACGAGAUGCAAUGAAGGCACAUUGGCGCAAAAGUCAACCAGCUGUAUAAUAUUUUGUAACGGACGUUUAAUUUUAACUAUUUUUGUACUUCGCCUAUACGGUUGACGGCGAAUCGGGAAGCCAGCCUCCAAAGUCCAAAAAUGGGCGUCUUCAGUUGCCUAGCAACUUAGAGUUGGCCAGACAAACACGGACAGUCUUUGUCGACGCCCUUUCUACUUACUAAGGCAAUUGGUCACUUCCCGAUCGGAUAUGUGGUUGUUGAUUGCGAGUCGCAUGACCAUGUGGCUUUGUUAGUUCGCUCUGCAAAGUGUUGCUCACCAUUCUAGAAACUCACUGCUACCGCUUUAAUCCUCAUAUAUACUGUUUUUUUACUAUCAGGCCUAUUCCACUGUCGGUACCCCUGACUACAUCGCCCCCGAAGUCUUUCAACAAAAAGGCUACAGUGCCUCAUGUGAUUGGUGGUCCUUGGGCGUCAUCAUGUAUGAAAUGCUCAUUGGUGAGUAUACGGCCAGCUCUUACUUCCCACUGCAAUAUCCAGUUACAAAAACCUCUAUGGUAAUCGGUUUUUGCUCACCCUAUCUCCCUGUGCCCUUGUGUUUAGCUAGGUAUUUCGCUAUUUUUCGAGCAUGGCAGUCCAAAGACAAGCUUGGGCCAAUUAGCUAAUUGAUAAAGCCAUGGAAACCAAGGUAGUAAAAGAAGGUUUAGGUUAUUUUUCUCCCAUUGUGUGCCUUCUAGUGUUCUAUCCUAGGGUGACUCCGUUGGUCAGUUGUCCGCAGAUCUUGCUGCGACAACCGGAACGGCACCAUUUAAAACAACCAUUUAGCUCCACAACGAAGGGUCACGCUCGUCAAACUUUGCGGUAGCCGCCAUUUAGUACACCAUGCAGAUGUGAACAUACACGCACGACAGUUUUGUUGUUACAGGUGAUGAUGUUCUUCGCGCAGCAGUUACUUGUGCGCAAAUUAGUUUAUCAUGCGGCAGGCUUUCACCGCACCUACCUCACUCCCUCUCAAACCUGCCCCGUCUCGAUAGCGAUGGAAAAUCAGAACAAGUGGAGGUCGGCAUGUGCGCACUAACUGGCAAAUCUGAACACCCCGUCUGCACAUGCCACGCGCGUCCCAGUAAAGGGAGCUCUGGAUCUCUCAUAAUUGAGAGGUCCAUAACUACCGCAUUAAGAAGACCACUGCAGUCUUACCCUCAGCCCUGAAGUUGACCCCGGUCAUCUGGCGACCGUCUAAACUACAACUGAUAGUGUGCCGCGGUAAAUUCAAACGUGUCAGUGUGAUUAUGGUGAAGAAUUAUUCGGCAUGUCGUGAGCAUGGAUUCCUCAGUAUCAACCUCACUCUCUCUCUCUCUUUCCUGCUCAAUUCAUCAGCGACCUGCGAGUCUACCAAUAAUGCGAUUGUACGCAGUAGUUAACGCGGCGUGAAAGCCUCCGUCCAAAGCACGCCAUACGUACACACACAUGCUAACCCUCAAUGUGUGACAGAUACGUUGUUCCAAAGAGGAGUCUCGCUGACAAAGUUUGCCGGACUUCGUCGAGUCUGCACUAGCCCUUAACCACCGCCGUACACUCCUGUUUACAGCCGGCAUACUCACUUUUCACCGACGGUGUAAAGUCGUGCGGGAGUGGCGUUGACCAAUUUAUAUUGAUUUCAGGGGAAUGUGGGCGUUUCACUUACCCUUUGGUCUCCGGUCUAAAGUCCUCACAGACUCGUGUUUAUGGACAAGCAACCAGUGCUCGAGAAGCAGUACCAACAGUGACAAGGGAGAGCAGGGUGGUCAUUUCUGGUUUGUUUAUAAGCCGAGAUUUGGUUCGCAUGUAUGGCUGGCUGAUAACGGCAGCCGAAAUGACUGUUCCAGUCUUUUUGUCUCUGUCAGUUCUACCUCUCCAGGAAGUCCAUGCCGAGUUUACUGAGAACGCCCAGUAUAGAAGCAAUGCAUAUCUAGGUAAAGGAGAAGGCUUAUGUCUGACUUUCCGGACUCCUGCUGAAAUGCAUCACAGAGGGCAGGCAAGUCCGCGUAUUGAUGGUGAAUGUCUACUGGCGUCAAUAUUGGUAUUUUUGCCGCCCCGCCGGCGAUAUCGUUCAUGCGUUAUUUACCUUUUCGAGCAUAUUGUGUGGAUAACAGUUUGAUAUACUCGUUGAGGUCGAUUAGAGAGAUACCUGUCCCGUACUCAGUUACCCCUUUGCCGUUUUACCGUCGGGCGUUGGGCACCAGUUGGGGCUCAAGAACGGAUAAUGGCAAAAUUGUCGCCGUUUCCUCCUCUAACCUCGGGUUUUGGACUUACAUCGUUGACCUUACUACGUAAGAUCGCGUUUUCAGAAAAUGUUACAUUAUCCGGUAAAUUUAAACCGGCCAGAUAAGGAAUUUUAGGACCGCUUCGGGAUGUAGCAGUGUUUGUGCCUAUAUCCAUUAGUUCAUGUAUUGUUUUAUUACCUCCAGGCUAAAUACUUUACCGCGGAACCAAAAGCCCUGCCUGCUCUAAGAUUAAAGUCUAUGCAGAUUCCCUUUAAAUGCUCAUUUGUUUGUGCCCAGACCCUGGGACCCUGUAAUCCUAUGCCGUGGCUAGUUCGGACCUAGCAUUUAUACAAACACACUAUCCUCUUUUUUUUCAGGCUACCCACCCUUCUGUUCUCCCGAUGCCCAUGAGACCUACAGGAAGGUCAUGAACUGGCAGGAAACCCUCAUUUUCCCUCCCGAGGUGCCAAUCAGCGCAACAGCGCAUAACCUCAUUACCCUCUUUUGUACGGACGCCGAGAAACGCCUGGGAGCCGUCGGCGGUUUAGAAGAGAUUCGUAAACAUCCCUUCUUCGCUGGCGUGGACUGGGAGAACAUUAGGGAGCGGCCGGCGGCGAUACCUGUGCAGAUACGUUCUAUCGACGACACGAGCAACUUUGACGAGUUUCCCAAUGAGGACCUCAGUUGGCGUAAGUGCACUGCUGCCCACUCUUCGUAGGGCUAGUUGUCAGGAAGGCAGCCUGCAGUUUUGUCAUUCGGCGCAUGACCCAGCACCAUUUUCACCCUGGGACUAACUGUUAGACAGUUGCAGCGUUAGAAGGCACGUGGUAUAAAACUAGAGUACUGGCAAAUUUAAGAGGAAGAAUCAGCAACGAUAGGAUGAAGGACCUCACUUAACUGUGGAUCGUUUCAUGUGGGGUUUCAUCUUGGCAUCCAAUCGCAGGCCGUUGCAGACAUUACACCGCUAACAGCAGUUACUUUCCAUGACUCGAACUCCGUUUUUUUAAAAUAUGCUUUUUGUUUUAUUUACGCGAUCAUUUCCGUUGUCAUAAGAAAGACUACGACAAGACUUUCAGCCGAACCCCGAAUAAUUUCUGUUUUCUUGCAUUUUGUCAGUUUACUGUCUAGCGUGCUGCCCCACCCGUAAAACCCUCAUUACCACCAUUCCCGUACUCUACACGAUCCGCAGUCUACCGAGAGUUGAGUGGGGUUCUUCACCCUGCUGUUGCCGAAAGGACCUUCUUGUUGUUUUAUUCCCUACAAACGUCCCCAGUCGCGCUUACCUGACUGCUACGUGGUCACAGACAAGACAGUUCGACCGUCGUUACCGACGAUGUCAGCCGUGUUCUCCACAGCAGGACGAGGGCAGAGACGGUGACUUGCGCACGAAUUAAUUUAUGGUGAUAGUAAACUUGCACAUCAUCUGUCGCACUCUCUCCUCCGUUCCCCUGAGUCCGGUGUCAUGACUAGGACAGGAUAACCAGGAGCGAUCUUGGAGUCAGUGGCUGAGAAGGCUAGGCAGACCGUCUGCGAGUGCCCCACAUGAACUGGUCCCCACACAGUGCACCAGGCUUCACACCAACAGGGAGCGGCUCAGACGCCAUCUGAGUGGGAGUGCCAUAUAGGCCAUUACGCCUACCUCUCGGUCCGCCAGUCAGUUGCCUCAUAUAUCUAUGGGUCACAGGGAUUGAGUUACUCUGUCAGUUGGAAACCUCCUUAGCCACAACGCUUGGCGAGUCGUGAUUGUUUCAAGAGCGUUAUAAUGGCUAAAGUGAGAAAUGCGCCGACGUGCCGUGUGGAGGGGGUUCCAUGUCUCCACCUCACAGUAUCUUCCUUCUUUCAUGUAGCGGUCUACUGUUCAAACCUGUCAGCCAGCCGUUAACGGGAUUAAGCGCAGUGGCUGACAGAUUUCCACAACCCGUGAUAGUAAACUUGCGCAGCAUCUGCCGCACUCUCCUCCUCCCCCACCUGGGUCCGGUGUCGAGACAGAGUCAAGAAGAUCGGAGGUGAGAGAGGUGUCUGGCACGGCAAAACCCGCACCUAGGCGUACCACCGCAUCCCCUGGUCCACAACGGACACUGACCAGAGUUUUGCAAAACAAGAAAAAAAGGAGGGUCGGCUCGGACCCCGACUGGCACGGUAUGAGCCUGCAACCAGGCGCGUCACCACACCCCCAAUGUUGGCAUUUGUUAUGGGUGCGCAUUCCUGGCAACGCCAGCGGGACCCCGAUCUAGUCCCUGUUUUGGUCCAGCGCAUCUACUACGUGGCCCGUUUUAGGUGCACAGGGUACAGACACACGUAAACAGACAAACACGGUGACGCAAGACUCAUGAAUUUGCUUCCGCGCACCCUUAAAAGUGAUUGACGUCAGAAACUGUCUGGCAUGUUAUGACAUUCGACGUUUUAGUCCCCUCCGAAAGAAAUGCGCUAACAUGGACUAAGUCCUUCUUGAUGGACCCUUUUGGACUCGGUUCGAAGGUUGGUACGAAUAUUUGAGCUGAAAUUGCAAAACUGGAAUACAUGCCGGAAAGCCUUAAAAUAACAACGUAUGCCACUGGACAGUGUCGAAACCGUCGGACUUCUGCAAAAAAGAGACAAAACCCUCCAUAUAAUCUUCACCAUCGCUGUCUCUCAUAGAGAAACCACCUUUCACAAAUAAGCAACACUUCAGCAUCACACAAAUAAGGUGCCGCUGAUACUCUGAUGAAGGCGAGGCUUCUAUCCCAUUAUUCCGUGCAGCAAAUCAAUGGUCGGACGUACUUGUGCCUCAGUGUUUCAUACAAACCCAUCUAUGCCCUAAGAAGAAAGUUUCGACCACUGAAACAGCAGUUUCAUUAGUCUGAGCUUUCAGACUUAUCAUUACUAUUUUUAGAAUGUGUCAUUACAGCCGGCCACUCAUGUUGUUGGUCGGUUUUCAGGUUUUUAGCCAGUGGCAAAGGUUCAACAUAACGAGUGAGAUUUACUUCGGUCUGUUCAUGAACCCCUGGCCUGUUUAUCAACCUCUGGCUUUGUCUAAAUUCCGCUAGACGUCUUUGUGUCUGCCCAAACCACGGGGUCAUCCGGCCAAAUUUACGAGCAAAGUGGUUGAUGAUCCUCAGUUUUUAAUUUCUCCCCGUCUUAUAUGUUUUGUGGUUUCUCACACAGACCUUUUACUUUCUCACACAGCGAAUGUCACCGAUUCAAGCAAAUCCUACAAGCCUGAGCUUGCCUUUAUCAACUACACAUAUAAGGCCUUCGAUGGUUGGCCGAGCUGUGAUCGAAGACUCACGCGCCAAGUCAACCGACCUCAGCGGCUCUACCCCCAGCACCCGGACGCACAUUACUGUCCUCAGGUUCCACUUCAGGCUCAAAACGGCGGUGAACGAUGA
Molecule: messenger RNA, 6842 nt
Organism: Spirometra erinaceieuropaei
Lineage: Eukaryota; Metazoa; Platyhelminthes; Cestoda; Diphyllobothriidea; Diphyllobothriidae
Source: the annotation of a GenBank genome assembly